This is a messenger RNA of Anolis carolinensis (green anole), 1256 nucleotides long. RefSeq names its product ERCC excision repair 1, endonuclease non-catalytic subunit (gene ercc1). Gene Ontology annotation, cellular component: nucleus; ERCC4-ERCC1 complex; nucleotide-excision repair factor 1 complex. The coding region runs from base 151 to 1149 and encodes 332 amino acids. Gene Ontology annotation, molecular function: single-stranded DNA binding; damaged DNA binding. NCBI's taxonomy places the organism in Eukaryota, Metazoa, Chordata, Lepidosauria, Squamata, Anolidae. The record is from RefSeq and is a predicted model, not a curated record. The transcript is spliced from 10 exons. Gene Ontology annotation, biological process: mitotic recombination; UV-damage excision repair.
UUGGGCCUCUUAAAGGGAUCCCGAGAGGCUGCUUUCCAAACGGCGCAAAAACAAUGCUUCCUGGACAUCAAAAAGGCCUACUAAGGGGCAAAAACUUGAUUUCCUGACGGAGAAACUAAUGCGCAUGCGCCAGAACCAGGAAUCAAAGUAAUGGAACCUCAAGCAGGAGAGAAAGCCCCGAAAGAAGGGAGGAAGAAGUUCACGGUGAAGACACAGGACGAGGAAGCGGCACCGGUGAAGCCGCUCUUCAAACCGUCUUCCGUAUCCAAAGACUCAGUGGUUCCUGAAGCCACUAACGUGCCUGGUGGGAAAUCCUAUGCGGACUACAUUGUGGGGCAACAAACGGGAUCCUCUUCAGCCCCACAAGCAAAGCAAGGGACCGCCGGCAUCCCAGCUGCAAAAUCCACCACUUCUGCAAAGCCUCCUCCUUGCGAGAAAAGAAAUAUUAUUGCCAAAGGUAUAGGAGAGACCAGUUCCUCGAACCCAGUGCUGAAACCGGGGACAAAGCAGAGCAGCAUCAUUGUCAGUCCGCGUCAGCGAGGGAACCCGGUCCUGAAAUUCAUCCGCAACGUGCCUUGGGAGUUUGGAGACAUCGUCCCUGAUUAUUUGCUGGGCCAAAGCACCUGCGCCCUUUUCCUAAGCCUCCGAUACCACAACCUGAACCCCAAUUACAUCCACGAUCGGCUCCGCAACCUGGGAAAGACCUAUGCGCUGCAGGUGCUUCUGCUUCAGGUCGACGUGAAAGAUCCACACCGGGCUCUCAAAGAUCUGGCCAAGAUCUGCAUCCUUUCCAGCUGCACCUUGGUCCUGGCCUGGAGCCCCGAGGAAGCGGGCCGCUACUUGGAGACGUACAAGGCCUACGAGCAAAAGCCGGCCGACCUCUUGAAGGAGAAAGUGGACAAGGACUACCUGUCGAGAAUGACCGACUGCUUGACCAGCGUGAAGUCCGUGAACAAGACGGACACGCUGAGCCUGCUCUCCAACUUCAAAUCUCUGGCCAACCUUGUGCAAGCCUCGAAGGAGGACCUGUCUCUCUGCCCAGGGAUCGGGCCACAAAAGGCCAAGAGGCUCUUCGAUGCUCUCCACGAACCUUUCUACAAGCAUCCCAAAAGAACAGAAGCCUCCCGCGAACAGGGAAGCAAAGAGUAAACAUUUUGCAUCCAAACCCUGGGACAUUUAUGAAAACGAGAAACCUUAUUUGUUCACCGGCAACCAAUACAGCACUUGUCCCCCCAAAAAUAAAACACCAAACAGCA